This is a messenger RNA of Cynara cardunculus var. scolymus (artichoke), 1504 nucleotides long. RefSeq names its product diacylglycerol kinase 4-like. The record is from RefSeq and is a predicted model, not a curated record. NCBI's taxonomy places the organism in Eukaryota, Viridiplantae, Streptophyta, Magnoliopsida, Asterales, Asteraceae. Gene Ontology annotation, molecular function: ATP-dependent diacylglycerol kinase activity. The coding region runs from base 17 to 1504 and encodes 495 amino acids. The transcript has 12 exons.
AGAGGUUUGAGUGAAAAUGGCAUCAUCAUCGGGGCCGGAUCCCGCGAUGAAUAAAGCGGAAAGUAAAGCAUCGAUGAUAGAAUCGAUCAAAGGGCGUUCUAUGUCUGGAGUUAGGGUUUCAAGAGGUGAUUUGAGGCGGAAGAUGACGAUGCCUGCAUAUUUGCGCCUUGCUAUUCGUGACGCCAUUGCGGCUAAAAGUAUUGAUGCCGGAAAACGCCAUUACGGCGUUGCAAGUCUCUGUCUGGUCGAUGAUGGUGGUGGUGAAAAAUGUCCUCUCGGUACCCCUGAAUCGCCGGUGGUUGUUUUUGUUAAUUCUAAGAGCGGUGGCCGCCAAGGCUAUGCGCUUAAAUCUAAAUUGCAGAAUUUAAUGGGCGAAGAACAGGUGUUGGACCUUCAAACCGUGAAGCCUCAUGAAUUUGUCGAGUAUGGAUUGGGUUGCCUUGAAAACUUUGCUGCUCUUGGAGACUCUUGUGCCAAGGAAACUCGUGAAAGGCUACGGAUUGUGGUAGCAGGAGGUGAUGGUACGGUGGGUUGGGUCCUUGGGUGCCUGGGAGAGCUUCACAAACAAGGGCGAGAUCCUGUUCCACCAACAGCGAUUAUACCUCUUGGUACAGGAAACGAUUUAUCCAGGAAUUUUGGUUGGGGUGGUUCGUUUCCUUUCAACUGGAAAACGGCCAUAAAGAAGACGCUUGAUAGGGUUCUUCAUGCUCCACUUUGCCGUUUGGAUAGUUGGAAUCUGGUGAUAUCAAUGCCUGCUGGUGUAGAGUUGGAUACUCCUCAUGCCUUGAAGCAAACAGAAGAGGUCAUCCUUGAUCAGGAUUUAGAAAAUGCAGGCCGAUUGCCUGAACAAGUUUCUUGCUACCAAGGAGUCUUUUACAACUAUUUUAGCAUAGGAAUGGAUGCCCAAGUGGCUUAUAGUUUCCAUCACCUACGGAAUGAGAAACCUUAUCUUGCACAAAGUCCUAUUGCAAACAAGAUAAUUUACUCCGGUUAUAGCUGCAAACAAGGUUGGUUUUUCACGCCUUGUAUGACUGGCCCGAGCUUGAGAGGGCUGAAGAACAUUUUAAGGCUGCAUAUUAAAAGGUUAAACAGCCCAAAAUGGGAGCUGAUUCAUUUUCCAUCAAGUGUUAGGUCUGUAGUUGCUUUGAAUCUUCAUAGUUAUGCAAGUGGAAGGAAUCCAUGGGGUAACUUGAAGCCAGAAUACUUGGAAAAGAGAGGUUUCGUUGAGGCCAAAGCGGAUGAUGGUCUCUUGGAGAUUUUCGGCUUCAAACAAGGAUGGCAUGCAUCAUUUGUUAUGGUCGAUCUCAUUUCAGCAAAACACAUUGCACAGGCGUCAGAAAUUCGAUUCGAGUUAAGGGGUGGAGCAUGGAAAGAAGGUUUCAUGCAGAUGGAUGGAGAACCAUGGAAACAACCCAUGAACAAUGAGUACUCAACAUUUCUAGAUAUCAAGAGGGUACAAUUUCAGUCUAUUAUGAUUCAAGGAAGAACAACCAUUCUUGAAUGA